This is a messenger RNA of Dovyalis caffra, 210 nucleotides long. The record is from the annotation of a GenBank genome assembly. Lineage: Eukaryota; Viridiplantae; Streptophyta; Magnoliopsida; Malpighiales; Salicaceae.
GUUAAGGACGCUACACGCGUACUCCCUACGGCCGGCUCAUCGACACCUCGCGCGUCCUCUCGUAUGCCCCCGCGCUCCUCCUCGCAGCCCCCCGUGCACGAUGGGCGUGCCGGCUCGCGAGACUCCUCGCGCGCAUCGGGCUGUCCCAACGCGCCAAAUGAAGUUAGUAGCAGCCUUCCGCGAGCGGAUAGCGGCCGGUCGUCGAGCCCG